AUGGCAGAAGUGGUUAGGAAAGACUAUGGUCUCAAGGUAAGUCUUGGGCAGUGUAGAAAUGCCAAGUACUUUGCACUAUAUGAGAUUUCAGGCAAUUUGGUAAGCCAUUAUGAGAAACUGUGGAAUUAUGGUGCUGGGUUAUUGAGGGUUAAUCCUGGGUCAACAGUCUUGAUCGAGACAAAUCAUACGCCUGAUGCUACACACUACUUCAAAAGGAUGUAUAUUUGCCUGAAGUCUAUCAAGGAUGGCUGGAUUGAAGGAUGUAGAAGGGUUAUCGGUGUUGAUGGCUGUUUUUUGAAGGGUAUUUGUAGAGGUGAGUUGUUAACAGCCGUUGGUAGGGACGCAAACAACAAAAUGUAUCCUCUAGCAUGGGCUGUUGUGCUAGUUGAAAACAAUGAAACUUGGAUGUGGUUCAUUGAUCUUCUACUUAAGGACAUUGAUAUGGGAGAUGGUAGGGGUCUUACAAUUAUUUCAGACCAACACAAGGGUUUAAUGGAGGCUGUUAAGGAAAGGGCACCAUCAUGUGAGCAUAGGAAUUGUGCCCGACACAUCUAUGCCAACUUUAAGAAGAAGGGGUUCACGGGUGUUGAGUUUAGGAGGUUAUUUUGGAGUGCUGCAAAGGCUACAACCGAUUCCAAUUUCCGAUCAUACAUGAGGGAAAUUCGUACAAUGUCCACAGAAGCUUAUGAGCACCUGAUAGAAAGAGACCCAAAUACAUGGUGCAGAGCAUUCUUUGAACCUCAGACUUGUUGUGAUGCGGUGGAAAACGGUAUAUCUGAAUCUUUCAAUGCAGCAAUUGUAGAGGCCCGGAAGAAACCAAUAAUAACAAUGCUGGAAGAAAUCAGAUUGUACGUGAUGGAGAGGAUGUACAAUCAAAAGAUUAAGGGGCAUAAGUGGGACAUGGAAAUCUGCCCCUCUAUUAGAAAGAGGAUUGAGAAGAUGAAAGAAGAACAAAGGUACUGGGAUGUUAUUCCAAGUGGCGAGGAAGAAUAUGAAGUGAAAUUAGCCCAUGAAGUUUAUGUUGUUCACCUUGAAAGCAAAACUUGUGGUUGCAGAGCCUGGCAACUCAGUGGUAUCCCUUGUGUGCAUGCCAUUGCUGCUAUAUUAUACCUGAAUGGAAAUGCAGAGGACUAUGUAGCAGUAUGGUUUAAAACAAGCAUGUUUGGAGGUUGCUAUAGGUAUCCAGUCAAACCAAUAAAUGGAGCUAACAUGUGGCCUGAUGUUCUAUUUGAUCACAUAUUACCACCUCGGCAUAAGAGAAUGCCAGGAAGGCCCAAAGUAAACAGAAUGAAAUGUUCUACAGAAAAUGAAGGAAAGCAUAAAAUUAACAAGACAGGGAUGUCCAUCUCAAGAUGUAGUAAUUGUCAUCAAGAAGGACACAACAAGAGGCGAUGUCUAUUGCUCAAAGAAGCAAAUAAAGCAACUGUUAGUGAAGGGGAUGUUGAAGAAGGGAUUAGUCAAGAUGGGAUUAGUGAAGAUGGGGUCAAUGAAGAUAGGAUCAAUGAAGAUGGGGUUAGUGAAGAUGGAAUUGGUGAAGAAGAGGCUGUUGAAGAAUACGAUAUUGAAGACCACCAAGAGGAUGAAAUUGAACAACAAGAGGAUGAGAUUGACCAUCAAAAAAAUCAUCACCAUCAGCAUCAACCUGUUUUUUUCCAGCAUUUUGUUGCGAACAAAAGGCGAUUACCUUCUGAGAGGAUCACGAAACUGAAGUUAAGGAAGAAGGUGGUAACAAAAGAUGGAAGUGGGGAAAGUACUGAAAAUCCAGUUACUUUAAACUAG
Lactuca saligna is the source of this 1779-nucleotide messenger RNA. The record is from the annotation of a GenBank genome assembly. NCBI's taxonomy places the organism in Eukaryota, Viridiplantae, Streptophyta, Magnoliopsida, Asterales, Asteraceae.